UCUGACUGUCUGUGCAGGACUGUGCGCCGUGCGGGACUGGACGCAGCCAGUCGAAUUUAAUUUGUGAUCGUGUAAAUUUACAGUUUUUUAUUUAAAAUACUCUUAAAUCUUUUGAAUUUGUAAGUUUCCAAAGUGUUUCGUCCAUCCUUAAGUUACUUUGAGGCCAAGCCCGAGCCCUAUAAAAUGACAAGGGCGAAGAUUGAACUCGGUGAUGUUACACCUCACAAUAUUAAACAACUAAAGUUACUUAAUCAAGUCGUGUUCCCAGUAUCAUACAAUGAGAAGUUUUACAAAGAUGUUUUGGAAGCUGGAGAACUUGCAAAGUUAGCAUAUUAUAACGACAUAGUGGUGGGCGCCGUUUGCUGUCGAGUGGACACAUCAGAAAACUCUAGAAGGCUGUAUAUAAUGACCCUGGGAUGUUUAUAUCCUUAUCGCAGGCUAGGAAUCGGAACUGUAAUGGUUCAACAUGUUUUAAAUUACGUUCAGAAGGAUGGCAAUUUUGAUUCAAUUUUUCUGCAUGUACAAGUAAAUAAUGAAGGUGCUAUUGACUUCUACAAAAAAUUUGGAUUCGAAGUCGUAGAAACUAAAAAUCAUUAUUACAAGCGAAUUGAGCCAGCGGACGCUCAUGUUUUGCAAAAAACUUUACGACCACACAACUCCACUAAUCAUCAAUUGAAUACCCAAUAAGCAUUUUAAUUCAGCCAUCACCAAAUGUUGUUCCAUUUUCAACAAUUGUACAAAUUACCAAUAAAAUUUCGUUUCCCCUAGUUAA
Leptopilina heterotoma is the source of this 772-nucleotide messenger RNA. RefSeq names its product probable N-acetyltransferase san (gene san). The transcript is spliced from 4 exons. The coding region runs from base 184 to 687 and encodes 167 amino acids. Gene Ontology annotation, cellular component: NatA complex. NCBI's taxonomy places the organism in Eukaryota, Metazoa, Arthropoda, Insecta, Hymenoptera, Figitidae. Gene Ontology annotation, biological process: mitotic sister chromatid cohesion. The record is from RefSeq and is a predicted model, not a curated record. Gene Ontology annotation, molecular function: acyltransferase activity, transferring groups other than amino-acyl groups.